AUGGGCUCCCGGCAGCACCCGUUGCUCACCUGGAAGCAGGGCAGAGGAGGGCUGCGACCCAGCUUCCUGGCCCGGACCGAGUGGAGCCAAUCAGCGAUGAUGAAUGAGACAGAGUUUCGGAGGAUCCUCCCUGACCAGUCUUCGGGCAGUGGGCACACCUUUGGCACCCCACGCACCUCAAGGAUCAUCGAUCCUAUCCUAUCGAAGAGAGUCUGCUUCUACAAAAGUGGAGAUUCUCAGUUCAAUGGCUUGCGCAUGGUCAUCAACAACCGCACCUUUAAAACAUUUGAUGCGCUCCUGGACAGUCUUUCUAAAAAGGUUCCCCUUCCGUUUGGGGUGAGGAACAUUACCACUCCCCGGGGGGUUCAUGCAGUCCAUACUUUGGAUGAACUGGUGGAUGGAAAAUCUUACAUCUGCUCCGACAGCCGUAAGGUAAAACCGAUCAACCUAGCACUCGCCAGGAAGAAGCUCCCGCCUUGGUACAAUGCCAGGCCUGUUAGUUCCCGUCGUCGGACCGUGCAGCAGGCCAGGUCUUUCCCUGGCCAAAACAUGUUUGUGCGCACACCAAAGAGGCUACUGGUUUUUCGCAAUGGUGACCCCACUGUAAAACACACUGUGGUGCUUCACAAGAGGACUACACUCACUUUUGAGUCUAUCCUGGAACAUAUUUCAGAGCUGAUCCAAUUCCAGGUGGUGAAAUUACACACAGCGGAUGGCAGACGUGUGGAUAGUCUUCCAGGCUUAAUAUUGUGCUCUGGGACUGUAGUGGCUGUGGGCAGGGAGCCAUUCAGGCAUGCAAACUACAAUGCACAGAAAUCACCAGCUCCAACAAUGCUGCCGACCAAACGAAUGGGUCACAGAAGACUAAAGGCGUUAAAACAAAGUUCAUGCGACCUACCCAUUCACUCUGUCGAGUUGGAGUCAGGUCGUAUGCUGGAGUCAGUACCAGAAACACCUGACACCUGCCUUGGCAUCGGAGCUGAAGAGCAGGAGAGCCUGCUGCCCUCAGAUGAUGACAUUGAAAAGUCCUUUCGAGUGAACCAAGAUGGUAGUAUGACAGUGGAGAUGAAGGUGCGGCUGACAAUUAAGGAAGAGGAAACCAUCCAUUGGACGACCACUCUGUCACGCUCAAGUGUAGCCAAUCAGCUAAAUGGGACCUGUUUACCAGAGACUGAGGCAGAGCAGGAGAUAAGCUCACUUAAAUUAAACUCACUAGAUUUACAAAGUCCUGCUGCCUCCAUUGACACCAUCAACAAAACUAAGGAUAACAAUGAUGAAGAUCCACCAUCGCUGGGCAAUAGAGCUUUCAGUGAGAGUAGUCAUGAAGAGGAUAAUAUCAAAGUACAAACUGAUGUGGUGUCCCCUAGGAGAGCUCCUACACCGGGGCACAAGCAAAUUAGAAAAAAGCAAGUGGAGAGCCUAAAAUCAGAAACAGCAGAGGGGAUUCAGGAAGGUACAAUUGGUUCUUACUCCUACAGAGAGCGGACAGAAAAUGGAGCCAUGACAGAGCAGUACUGCAUGGUCAAACAGAGUAGCAGUAUACCAGUGCCCAAACCUAGAAAACUUGGGUCUGUCGAUGCCAAAAAUAUAAACGGAAAUGUGUCCAAAUUUAAAUCAGCAGGGAUGGCGGAAAUCCUACAGAUUGAAUCCAGCGGAGAGGAGGCCAGCUACUUCAGAAACUAG
Perca flavescens (yellow perch) is the source of this 1683-nucleotide messenger RNA. RefSeq names its product oxygen-regulated protein 1-like. The record is from RefSeq and is a predicted model, not a curated record. Gene Ontology annotation, cellular component: axoneme. Lineage: Eukaryota; Metazoa; Chordata; Actinopteri; Perciformes; Percidae. The coding region runs from base 1 to 1683 and encodes 560 amino acids. The transcript has 5 exons. Gene Ontology annotation, biological process: axoneme assembly; photoreceptor cell development; intracellular signal transduction.